UCUAAGAAGCUAUUAUAUAUUACUGUCAAUUUGGAAAAACUCUUAUUCAGAGAUGAGAUAGAAACAUCUGUCUAUACUUUGCUGAAAAAUGGUUUACCAAGUAAUGAAAAAAAUUCUGAAUUGUCAUUUCCUGAUCUCAGUUCAGAAAGUGAUAAGAAAAAUUCUGA
Molecule: messenger RNA, 167 nt
Organism: Racocetra persica
Lineage: Eukaryota; Fungi; Glomeromycota; Glomeromycetes; Diversisporales; Gigasporaceae
Source: the annotation of a GenBank genome assembly